AUGUGGUCAAUUCUCGCCCUAAUUCUGAUUUGCCUUCAAAUAUCUCAAGUUCACGGUACAGGUGUGGCUACAUCUACUGCUGCAGGUAGUGAACCCACAACUGCCCCUACAGUUGCGGCGCCCACAACUGCUGGUGGUUCUGGUGAUGCUCCUACGACAGAUUCUCCUACCACGAAAGUAGCUCCUACUGGAUCAGGGACAGGCGCUAUUACUACACCAGGGGGAACUAACGAUAACGGAACCACUGCCGCUGCUAAUCCCACUACUCCUGCACCUACCAAGCCGACGACGACGACAACGAAGGCUUCCGGGGAAGAUGAAAAAGAAACAACCGCUGACAACGAAACCGAAGAACCCACCACCACGGGCAAGACCCAAAUGACCACACCAGCUGUCGGAACUAUCUGCGCUGCAGCGGUCGGAGGAUACCUGCUGGCUGCAAACAUGAUCAACUACCAUUAA
Messenger RNA from Symsagittifera roscoffensis, 462 nucleotides. Its product is annotated as salivary glue protein Sgs-3-like. Lineage: Eukaryota; Metazoa; Xenacoelomorpha; Acoela; Convolutidae. The record is from RefSeq and is a predicted model, not a curated record. The coding region runs from base 1 to 462 and encodes 153 amino acids. The transcript has 2 exons.